UUUCUCCACUGAGACAACAGACAGACAGACGCACUCUCUCUCGCCGCCCUAAUCCCUCCUCCUUUUGUCGAUUUUUUGAACAAUCAAACCGCCCCACUCCGCUGAUUUCUUCCUCCCCAGCAAAAGGAUUACGGCGUGUGCUCAUCUUCUUCCUCCAGCUCUGCUGUGUUCCCACUUCCCAGACCCCGGACCCGGAGCCAGAGGAGGAGGGAGCCGCAGCAAGCAGAGCCUUUCCCCGCUCGCGGCCGCAGCGCAUCGGCUGAAACAAACAAUGGAGUGAAGGAAGGAUGCACUGUGCCUGUGCCUGGGCUGGGAUGAGGAUCCGGUCGGUUUCCAUCCCUUGAUGCUCAAGAUCGACGGACAAGCAGCAGCUCAGGUUUCCUAGCUGCUUCUCUUCUCUGCUUUGCUUGCCUCCGUGGGAGUGAGGUCUCGAGGGAACCCCAUGGCGUCCGCCGCCGCUCUUCUCCUCCAGUUCCAGCUGCUGCUGCUCCUCGCACUCUCCGCUGCUCAGCCUGGUUUCAUCAGCUUGGAUUGUGGGGGAGCUGAUGAUUACACAGAUGGCAUUGGCAUCCAGUGGACUUCUGAUGCCAAGCUGGUCUUCGGUGGGCAGACCACAAACCUGCCAGUCCAAAACCAGCUCCAGAAGCAAUAUUCAACUCUCAGGUAUUUUCCAGCAGACACCAGCAAGUACUGCUACACGAUGAAUGUCAGGACCAGGACAAGGUACCUCGUCAGAGCUAGCUUCCUCUACGGCAACUUCGACAACAGCAACGUAUACCCCAAGUUUGAUCUCUCCCUCGGGGCGACUCCCUGGUCCACGGUCAUAAUCGAUGAUGCCGACACGCCCGUGGUAGAGGAGGCGAUUAUCUUGGCUGCUGCCCCGACACUCAGUGUCUGCCUCUCCAAUGCCAGCACAGGACAGCCCUUUAUCUCUACGCUCGAGCUUCGCCAGUUUAACGGUUCACUCUACUAUACUGACUAUGAGGCACAGUUCUUCCUUGCACUGUCUGCAAGGAUAAAUUUUGGUGCUGACGGCAAUAAAUCAGUCAGGUACCCUGAUGAUCCAUUUGAUAGGAUAUGGGAAUCUGACUCUUUGAGGAGAGCGAAUUACCUUGUUGAUGUUGCUCCAGGGACUGAAAGAAUAUCGACCACAAAACCUGUAUUCGUCGGUACUGAACUAGAACCACCUGAAAAAGUCAUGCAAACAGCAGUGGUUGGCAAAAAUGGAUCCUUGAACUACCGGCUUGAUUUGGAAGGGUUCCCGGGAAAUGCAUGGGCAGUCUCAUAUUUUGCAGAAAUUGAAGAUUUGGCCCCAGAUGAAACUAGGAAAUUCAAGUUGGUGGUUCCUGGCAUGCCAUUAUUCAGUAAACCAACCGUUGACGUGGAGGAGAAUGCGCAGGGGAAAUAUCGUUUGUACCAACCAGGUUACGUAAAUGUGACACUUCCAUUUGUUUUCUCUUUUGAGUUCAAGAAGACAAAUGAUUCUUCAAAGGGACCUAUUUUGAAUGCUAUGGAAAUUUACAAACAUGUUCAGAUUACCAUGGGAUCUCAAGAUGCAAACACCAUGUCUAGCUUGGCCUCACGAUAUCCUCAAGCAGGUUGGGCGCAAGAGGGUGGUGAUCCAUGCUUACCAGUGUCAUGGACCUGGGUGCAAUGUAGUUCAGAAGCAGCACCCAGGGUUCUUUCGAUCACAUUGUCAGAGAAGAACAUCACCGGAAGUAUCCCUGAGGAGUUGACAAAGUUAUCGGCAUUGGUCGAGUUAAAACUCGAUGGUAACUUAUUUUCUGGUGGAAUCCCUGAUUUUAGUGGAUGCAGAAAUCUACAGUAUAUCCACCUUGAAAACAAUCAGUUAAAUGGUGCACUGCCAUCCUCUUUGGGAGAACUACCUAACCUCAAAGAGUUGUAUAUUCAGGACAAUAGGCUUUCCGGACAUAUUCCAAGGGCACUUUCCAAGAAGAGCAUUAUUUUCAACUGGUCAGGCAACAAUGGUCUUCAGGGGCCAAGUGAUAGUAUUAGCCAUGGCACCAUCAUAAUCAUCGUAUGUGCUGUGGUCGGGGCCAUCUUGUUACUUGCGGUUGCUAUUGGGUGCUGUUUGUGUACACACAAGAGAAAGAAAAAACCUUCACAUGAAACUGUUGUUCUUGCAGCACCAGCGAAAAAGCUAGGGUCAUAUUUCAGUGAAGUAGCUACAGAAACAGCGCACAGAUUUGCUUUAUCAGAAAUUGAAGAUGCUACUGAUAAAUUUGAGAGGAGGAUUGGCUCUGGAGGGUUUGGCAUAGUAUACUACGGAAAACUGGCAGAUGGGAGAGAGAUCGCAGUCAAGCUUCUCACAAAUGACUCAUAUCAGGGCAUCCGAGAAUUCUUGAAUGAGGUGGCGUUGCUUUCGAGAAUACAUCAUAGGAACUUGGUAACCUUCCUUGGUUACAGUCAGCAAGACGGGAAGAACAUACUUGUGUAUGAGUUCAUGCACAAUGGAACACUAAAAGAGCACCUUCGUGGAGGACCUAAUGAUGUGAAAAUAACUAGCUGGGUUAAGCGCCUUGAGAUAGCAGAAGAUGCUGCGAAAGGUAUAGAGUACCUCCACACGGGAUGCUCCCCAACCAUAAUUCACAGAGACGUUAAGAGUAGUAACAUUUUACUUGACAAGAACAUGAGGGCAAAAGUGGCAGACUUUGGCCUAUCAAAACCUGCGGUCGAUGGGUCUCAUGUAUCAAGCAUAGUUCGUGGAACGGUUGGGUAUCUUGAUCCAGAGUACUACAUCUCUCAGCAGCUAACCGAGAAGAGCGACAUCUACAGUUUUGGUGUCAUUUUACUUGAGCUAAUCUCUGGCCACGAGCCAAUCUCUAGUGAUAACUUUGGGCUCAACUGCCGUAACAUUGUGGCAUGGGCUAGGUCACACAUCGAGAGUGGGAACAUCGACGCCAUCAUUGACGCAUCGCUAAAUAGCGGCUACGACCUGCAGUCGGUGUGGAAGAUCGCAGAGGUGGGCAUCAUGUGUGUCAAGCCAAAGGGUGCGCAGAGGCCAACCAUCUCCGAGGUGCUCAAGGAGAUCCAGGACGCCAUCGCCAUCGAGGUGCAGCGGGAGGCGCCCCAAGUCCAGCAACUCAUGUCCAAGAGGUCCAUGGGUUCUGUCUCAAUCAACACGGACAACAGCGCCGAUUUGGAGCAGAACGCGUCGUUUGAUGAAAUGCUCAUGCGGCCGGGCCUCAGGUAGAACCAGGAUUCAUUAGAGACGCUUUUCAUGUAAGCAAGGAGAAGGAGAUGCUCAUGUGUUAGUUAGUCUUUCUGUUUCCUGGUGAUGAUUUGAAAGCUGUGAAUUACACUAGCUCUAGCUUAUGUCCAAAUUGGGGAUUUGAUGGUGAAAGAAUGGUGAUCUGGAA
Messenger RNA from Hordeum vulgare subsp. vulgare (domesticated barley), 3380 nucleotides. Its product is annotated as probable LRR receptor-like serine/threonine-protein kinase At1g67720. Bases 443 to 3214 code for a protein of 923 amino acids. NCBI's taxonomy places the organism in Eukaryota, Viridiplantae, Streptophyta, Magnoliopsida, Poales, Poaceae. Gene Ontology annotation, biological process: protein phosphorylation. Gene Ontology annotation, molecular function: ATP binding; protein binding; protein kinase activity. The transcript is spliced from 15 exons. The record is from RefSeq and is a predicted model, not a curated record.